AUGAAGCUCUUCACCUACAACCUGCUGAGCCUGCGUGUGGGGGUGGGGCCCCAUGGUUUCCCCCUGCACCUCCAGGCCACCAAGGUCCAUAUCAACCCUGAGGACUUCAACCCCGACUCUGUGGCACAUAUGAUCCCCAAGGUGGAAUGGGUGGCAUUUCUGGAGGUGACCAAUACUUUGCAUCUGAUCAAGCUUCCCAAAGGACCAAUACACGGGCAUGAGCGUGAUGAGAAAUUUCUGAGGAAGAUGCACAUACUGCAGGAGACAGAUGUGUUGGAGGGAAUCCUGCAACGUCCAGCAUAUGGACAUAUGCUCCCCAUCAGCCACAGGAUCCCCAGCAUGCUGAUGAGGAAACUGAGACCGAACCACGCCAGGAACCAACUUUUCAUUCAGUGA
Messenger RNA from Equus quagga, 396 nucleotides. RefSeq names its product multifunctional methyltransferase subunit TRM112-like protein. The transcript has a single exon. The record is from RefSeq and is a predicted model, not a curated record. Bases 1 to 396 code for a protein of 131 amino acids. Gene Ontology annotation, molecular function: protein heterodimerization activity. NCBI's taxonomy places the organism in Eukaryota, Metazoa, Chordata, Mammalia, Perissodactyla, Equidae. Gene Ontology annotation, biological process: tRNA methylation; rRNA (guanine-N7)-methylation; peptidyl-glutamine methylation.